Alternaria hordeiaustralica is the source of this 3789-nucleotide messenger RNA. RefSeq lists its product as uncharacterized. Gene Ontology annotation, molecular function: phosphorelay sensor kinase activity. The coding region runs from base 1 to 3789 and encodes 1262 amino acids. The record is from RefSeq and is a predicted model, not a curated record. Lineage: Eukaryota; Fungi; Ascomycota; Dothideomycetes; Pleosporales; Pleosporaceae. The transcript has 4 exons. Gene Ontology annotation, biological process: phosphorelay signal transduction system; phosphorylation.
AUGGAAGCGGACAUCCGGGAGCUAUACGACAGCGACCCACGGCCAACCUUUGUCGUCGACUGCCAAGCCCCGACUGCCAUCGUAUAUCAUGUCAACACCGCCCUACUCACGAUUCAACAUAUCGCAUCAUCGCUGCAUUCACAUUCUGCGCUGAGAGACUGGUGGGAUCCUGCCAGUAGAGUUGCAGCACGCCAUCAAAAUGAGUUCCUGCAUGGCCGAUACAAAUGGGCCAAAUUCGCAUGCAAGCGCUGGUUGAUUGUCACCAUCAUCGAGCAGCCAGCGCCAAAUGAUGAACAGCAUGGCCACCUGCAGGAGCCCGCGCAAUUUGCCCGAGGGAGGCUGCCUUCACCACGUCUGCAACCAGUGCCAGACACCAUCUUUACCGUCAAAAUUCAAUCGCCAGAAUUACGCGCACAUGUCGAACAUAUACGAAAUGUCAACUGGUCUAAGACGUCACUUGGCCCGAUCAGUUCAUGGGGUUAUGAACUCAACGUUCUGGUCACCACACUGAUGCUGGAAACGCGGCCAACGGCUCUCUUCCUUGGUCCCGAGCAUACCAUACUGUACAAUCUUGCGUAUGCCUCCGUUAGUGGCUCAAGGCAUCCCGCUAUCCUUGGUCAAAGUAUUAUUGAUGCUUGGCCUGAACUCGCCGAUCCUGUUAGUGCCACGAUGGCUCGCUCAGAGCAGACGCGUUUCGCAGAUGCUCCAGAAGAAGAGUAUCAUUUCAUGGUUGAGCGAUUUGGCUUUGUAGAGGAAGCCUUCUUCAUGUGGAGCUUGGUACCCCUUGUCGGUGUUCACAUCGACGGCAUGUACUCCAUCGUGACUGAGGUGACGAAACAAAGAUUGUUGGAACGACGUGUCGCUGCCCUGCUCAAAGUAGGCCAACUGACUAGCAAGGCAAGAAGCACCAAAAGUUUCUGGCACAGCUUGGCCGAUGCCGUCAGGCCUUUCGAAUACGACUUUCCGGCCGCCGUUUUAUAUUCACAGUGCGAAUUACACGAUAUGGCGGAAAACGAUAUCUCACCGAGAGGAGCACUUAGUAAAUGUACGCUCGAAUGGGCCAUUGGCUACAAGCCUAACCACCCGGCCAUACCUCCGCAAUUGGAUCUCAGCAGCGACGACGGCUUAGCCUGCGCCAUGCGAGAUGCGGCAAGCGACGGGACCGCACUUAUGUAUCAGGAAAAGGAGGGUAUAUUGCCGCAGUCGCUAUACCAUGAUCUCGAGAAGCGAGGCUUUGGAGAUCCCCUGAAACAUUUCAUUGUUGUUCCGAUCAGGACCUACGACGAAACUAUAGUAGGGUACCUUCUACUCGGCCUGAAUACGCGGCGACCGUUUGACGACGAGUACAAGGACUGGAUCAAGGUGUUUUCCAACUUGCUCGGUGCCUCUGCGGCCUCAGUAGCGCUUCACGAGGAAGAGAUCAGGAAACGCGAACUCCAGGAAGAACAAGCUGCGAGGGAUAGAGCAGCUCUUAAUGCAGAAGUUGCGAAUCUCACACUGGAAGCCAGUCACGUAGCUGAAAAGCUCCGCAACUUUCACGAUAUCGCGGACGAAGUUGGCCUGGGGUACUUUGAGAUCGAUGUCAAUGGCAUAUUGCUUCAUGCUAACGGAACGUACUUUGCUCAGACUGGCCACCGGAGAGACUUUCUCGAGGUCCCGGUAUCGGCUUACAAGGAGUGCGUCUUUGAGGAGGACCUAGCCAUGGUGGAUAGCCAAUGGAAAAUGCUUGUAUCCGGCGAACCGGCGACAUUUGAGAUACGAUGGAAGCGACCAGAUCAGAACCAUCAGAGCGGAGAAGCUGCCGACGACGUUCUCUGGACAUUGUCAGCAUGUAUGCCUAUCAAAGGCGCAAACGGGCUAGUCACAGGCAUAUUUGGAUGCAACACCGACAUCAGUGCUCAGAAAGAAGCGACUAAAUCCGUACUAUUGCGAUCGGAAGCAGAGCGACGUCUAGCUUCCUUUACGGAGCUCGUACCAGUGGGUUUAUAUCAUCUCAACCCAGACUUGACGAUGAGAUAUGUCAACGACCAGUGGUUCCGCAUUACCGACCAUCCCAAAGUGCCCAUCGAUCAAGUAGAAUGGCGAACUAUUAUCGAUGACGAUUUGAUAGAGCGAUGUGUUCAUGAAGUCGAGGUCGCCAGACGCAUAAGAGGACCACAUACCUUCACAAUAAACCUCAAGAAGAGGUGGAUGGGUCCUGACGGUAUUGAAACACCCACUUGGAUUCUUGUCAGCGAGACGGCGUAUCCCGAUGAGACUGUGACGGGAACAAUGACUGAUGUCAGUCACAUGGUAUGGCUUGAAGCUAUUCAGAAGAACAGAGUCGGAGAAGCGCUCGAGGCGAAAAGGCAGCAGGAGAACUUCAUUGAUAUGACGUCUCACGAGAUGCGGAAUCCAUUGAGCGCGAUGGUACAAUGCGCGGACUCCAUAUACUCAUCCCUGAACGAGAUGAGUGGACUCGCGAGCGGAGAGGCCUUGGCGUUACCUGUCAUUCAGACACAACUAAAAGGCUUGAUCAGCACCAGUAUGGACGCAGUGGAUACGAUACAAGCGUGCGCUACGCAUCAAAAGCGAAUUGUGGACGACAUCCUUACUCUGUCAAAACUGGACUCAAAGCUGCUGGUCAUCAGUCCCAUAGUGUUACAACCCUCGGUUCUUCUACAAGACGCCUACAAGAUGUUCAAGGACGAGGCGAACAAAGCUCGCGUGAACCUGGAAGUAAGAUGCGACUCGUCCAUCACGGAUUUGAACAUUGAUUGGGCGAUACUGGACCCCAGCCGAGUUUUACAGGUCCUCAUUAACUUGCUCACCAACGCCAUCAAGUUUACCCAAAGCCAAGAGAUCCGCAAGGUCGAAGUAAUCAUGAGCGCAUCACGCGAGGCAGAACAGAUGCCCGAUGUCGAGUAUGUGCCUCAGGAAGCCGUCAGAAAAGAUUUCCUGACUCAGGCCGAGUGGAACAACGCUGGCGAGCCGUUUUAUCUACAUUUUACUGUCAAAGAUACAGGAUGCGGUCUGUCUCCCGAGCAUAAAGCCAAACUGUUCCUACGCUUUUCGCAGGCGACCCCAAAGACACAUGUUCAGUAUGGCGGCUCAGGCUUAGGCCUGUUCAUCUCGCGCGAACUCACCGAAAUGCAAGGCGGAAGCAUCGGCGUAUCCUCCGUUCACAAUGUUGGAUCAACAUUCACAUUCUACAUCAAAUCACGGAGGGCAAAAGAUCGAGGUGCCCUUUCAACCACAAACGGCCACAAGAGGAAAGAUAGCCUGUCGAGUCGGUCCAAGGCUCAGAUCGUCCAGGGCGAUGUCAAAGCCCCCGAUGGAGCACUGCCUAUCGCCGUCCCCAUGGAAGAUCAGGAAGAUGAGAAAGUAAUCAAUGACCACAAAUACCACAUACUCAUCGUAGAGGACAACCUCAUAAAUCAACGCGUCCUAUCCACCCAACUCAAAAAGCUGGGACACACAAUUCACGUCGCAAACCACGGUUUUGAGGCUCUCUCCCAGCUAUCGCGCACAUCGUUCUCUCCGACACCAAGCGAAACACCGCCUCUUCCGCUCUCCGUUGUGCUUAUGGACGUUGAGAUGCCCGUAAUGGACGGCUUGACCUGCACUAGGCGAAUACGGGAGAUGGAGAAGAAUGGCGAGUUGAGUGGGCAUGUGCCGAUUAUCGCGGUCAGUGCGAACGCGAGAAGAGAACAGAUUGAUAUGGCGAAGGAGGCAGGCGUGGAUGAGGCGAUCUGUAAACCUUUCCGCAUCCCGGAGUUGGUGGCGUUGAUCCGGGGACUGGGGGUUUGA